This is a messenger RNA of Betta splendens (Siamese fighting fish), 3183 nucleotides long. RefSeq names its product intraflagellar transport 80 homolog (Chlamydomonas) (gene ift80). The transcript has 20 exons. Gene Ontology annotation, cellular component: centrosome; cilium; intraciliary transport particle B. Gene Ontology annotation, biological process: cilium assembly. Gene Ontology annotation, molecular function: protein binding. The record is from RefSeq and is a predicted model, not a curated record. Bases 393 to 2726 code for a protein of 777 amino acids. NCBI's taxonomy places the organism in Eukaryota, Metazoa, Chordata, Actinopteri, Anabantiformes, Osphronemidae.
UUAAUUUUCAAGCUGUUUCUGACCCAGAUUAAAUGGCUACCUAAAGUUAGCCAUCCUAACGUUAACGAUAACUUCAUAUGUGCGAUUAAUUGGCUUGCUUUGCAUUGUUAUGACAGUUCGUGUAUUUUUGGCUUGAGUAAAUGCAACGCACACAUUUACGGCUGCUCCGCGGUAAAGUCGAAUACGACAGAACGAUGUCCGCCUUAUCCUCUCAAACCAACUUCUCGUUAGCAUUCGAGUCACAGGCAAAGCUCGGGGACAUCUGAGGAGUCACGUUAGCAACGGUGGCAGGUACCGUAGCAACUGCAGACGCUUGCUUCAUCUCCCAGAGCUGCCUAAGAGGAGCCUGCCUCGUCUAUUUUUAAGGAAAAUCAACCGCGGAAACCUUCGCCAUGAGACUGAAAACAUCGCUGUUAAAGGAGCCCAAACAUAAGGAACUUGCCAGUUGUGUAGGCUGGACCACAGCAGAUGAACUGUACUCAUGCAGUGAGGACCACCAGAUCCUUAAGUGGAACCUGCUCACCAGUGAGACCAGUCUGGUCGUAAGAUUGCCAGAAGAUAUUUUUCCCAUUGACCUUCACUGGUUCCCCAAAACGAUUGGCGGCAAGAAACAGACCCAGGCUGAGAUCUUUGUUGUCACCAGCACUGAUGGGAAGUUCCAUCUGGCAUCAAAGACCGGACGCAUUGAGAAGAGCGUUGAAGCACACAAAGGAGCUGUUUUGGCUGGAAGAUGGAACUAUGAUGGUACUGCCUUACUUACAGCUGGAGAAGACGGGCAGAUUAAGAUCUGGUCAAAAAGUGGGAUGCUACGCUCAACUUUAGCAAACCAAGGGUUUCCUGUGUAUUCUGUAGCCUGGGGUUCAGACUCCGACAGGAUCCUAUACACAACAGGAAGACAGUUAGUCAUCAAGCCUCUGCAGCCCAGUGCCAAGGUCACGCAGUGGAAGGCUCAUGAUGGGGUUGUAUUGAAAGUGGACUGGAAUUCUGUCAAUGACCUUAUACUAUCAGGUGGAGAGGACUGUAAAUACAAGGUGUGGGACAGUUUUGGUCGUCUGCUUUACUCAUCGUCGCCUCAUGAUUACCCGAUCACCUCUUUGUCCUGGGCUCCAGACGGAGAAGUGUUUGCUGUGGGCUCCUUUAACACCCUGCGGCUCUGUGACAAGACUGGAUGGUCCUAUGCAUUAGAAAAGCCCAAUACAGGCAGCGUGUUAAGCUUGGCCUGGUCUGCAGACGGCACUCAGCUGGCAGGGGCCUGCGGCAAUGGGCAUGUCAUCUUUGCCCAUGUGGUGGAGCAGCACUGGGAGUGGAAGAACUUCGUGAUCACCCUGACCAAGAGGAGAGCCAUGCAGGUGAGGAAUGUGAUGAACGAUGCUGUGGACGUGUUGGAGUUUAGAGAUCGAGUCAUCAAAGCCUCUCUAGCACACAGUCACCUGGUGGUUACCACUUCUCUUCAGUGCUAUGUAUACAACUCAAGAAACUGGAACACUCCCCUCAUCUUUGACCUGAAGGAAGGAACAGUCAGCCUGAUCUUACAAGCCGAGAAACACUUUCUGCUCGUAGAUGGAGCCGGGCUGUAUACAUACUCUUAUGAGGGGCGCCUGAUAUCCUCCCCCAAGUUCCCCGGUAUGAGGGCUGACAUCCUAAAUGCCCAGGGUGUGUCCCUUAGUAAUGACACCAUCGCUAUCCGGGACAAAAGUGACGAAAAAGUCAUCCUUCUCUUUGAUGCCUUGACCGGAAAAGCCCUUGGUGAUGGGAAACCCCUGACACACAAGCUGGAGGUGGUGGAGAUAGCUCUUGACCAGUGUGGCCCAUCAACUGAAAGGAAGAUUGCACUAAUAGACAAGAACCGCGACCUUUACUUGACUUCUGUGCGUCAUGUUGGGCGAGAACCCAAAGUCUGCAAAAUUGGUAGCAUGGUUCACAGUAUGGCAUGGAAUGAUGCUGCCAACAUCCUGUGUGGAAUCCAGGACAACCAGCUGACGGUGUGGUACUACCCGAGUGUUGUCUUCAUUGACAAGGAGCUGCUGCCCAAAACACUAAACAUUAAGGACGGCAGUGAAUUUAGCCGUGCACCCCACAUUCUGAGCUUCGUCGGCACCAAGAUGACACUACGCCAAGGAGACGGCUCAUUGGUGUACAGCAGCGUACCUCCCUACCCGGGCCUCCUGCAUGAGUACAGCAGCUCUGCACGCUGGGAGGACGCCCUGCGCUUGUGUCGCUUUGCAAAGGACCAGUCGUUGUGGGCUUGUCUUGCUGGUAUGUCCAUGUCAAACAGGGAGCUCACUACAGCAGAGAUGGCCUAUGCUGCUAUUGGAGAGUUACCUAGGGUACAGUACAUCAACUUUAUAAAGGAGCAGCCAUCUAAGGAGUCAUCUUUGGCCCACGUGCUAAUGUUCAGUGGCCAGGUCCAGGAGGCUGAGGCCACUUUGUUACAAGCUGGACUCAUCUACCAAGCCAUACAAAUCAACGUUGACCUUUUCAAUUGGGAGAGGGCUCUGGAGCUGGCAGUCAAACACAAGACCCACGUGGACACCGUGCUGGGUUAUAGAGAGAAGUUCCUACAGAAAUUUGACAGAAAAGAGACUAAUAAGAGAUUUCUGCAGUAUGCUGAAGGGGUUGAGGUAGACUGGGAGAAGAUCCAGGCCAAGAUAGAGAUGGAGCUAUCCAAAGAGAGAGAGCGAGCUGCUAAUGCGUCUGUGAGGAGCAGCGUAGCCUCCCGACGUUGAGCUCGGUGGAGCCUCUCUGACAAAUAUCAGCGGAGCCAAAGUGGAUUUCCAUGUGUAUUUCGGUGAAUAUUGGGCGGUUUGGCUGAGUGGUGUAGAAAUGUCUGUACUUGAGGUACAGCCUCUAUCUCGAGUUUGGAAAUUGCGCUACGAUUCUGUGGCAUCCGCUGUGUGACAUAAAAUAUUUGCACAACAUUGUUGGUGACCUUCUGUUGCUGUGGCUGGAUAAUUGAUCGAUAGGCGUAUUAAACAACACCAUUAUGGCCUUUCUGUCGUGAGCAUUUUAGUGAUUUCUGUGUCCGUGACAUGAACAAAUGUUUUGCUUUGGUCAUUGUCUGAUUGUGAUGUUUGACUUGUUUAUUUUCUAUGCAGAAAUAUUUUUACAGUUUUAAUAUUCAAAACUUUGUCUUCUGUGUAAACACUAAGAAAAUAUCAGUUAAUAAAACUAAUGAAAAUCCAA